This is a messenger RNA of Musca domestica (house fly), 4536 nucleotides long. RefSeq names its product collagen alpha-1(XVIII) chain (gene Mp). The record is from RefSeq and is a predicted model, not a curated record. NCBI's taxonomy places the organism in Eukaryota, Metazoa, Arthropoda, Insecta, Diptera, Muscidae. Bases 247 to 3747 code for a protein of 1166 amino acids. The transcript is spliced from 26 exons. Gene Ontology annotation, cellular component: basement membrane.
CUGCUUUAGUCUGUCGUCUGACGUUCAGAGAAGCAUACAUUGUGCAGGCGUGAAUAUACGUUUUUUCUCUCAACUCGACAAUAAAACUUUCAAAGUCAAUUAUAUCUGCACCGAUAACAACAUAACACACGAACUAUUAACUACAUCUAAUUCCAGUUAAUCAGAAUUCUGUGACACAGGAGCCAUUAUUGGCAUCCUUGCUUGUUGUGGGAAUUAAAACUAAAUUGAAGCAAAUUGAUUCUCAGAAUGCAAAUCAUGUGUUCUUGGCGGAAAAUGUUUUCGCUUCUAUUAAUUGUCCUUACCGUGGGAAGGACGCAGACAAUUGAAUUAACUGGCCAAGCUAUCAAAGAUGCCAUUGCCGAAUACGAUUUACUGGCCAUGAUUAAUGAAAAUUUAAAUGGCAUUGAAUUUGAUUAUGCCGAGGAUGGUUUUCCAGCUUACAAAAUUUUGCAAAUUGCUGAUAUAAAAUCACCCUAUCGUAUGAUCCUACCCGAAAAACUAAACGCUUUUGCCAUACAGACGACAUUUCAGACAACAUCACCUAAGGGUGGUUAUCUAUUCAGUGUCGUGGAUCCUCUAGAUACAGUUGUGCAAUUUGGUGUGCACUUUUCUCCGGUCAUCAAAGAUUCAUGGAACGUAUCACUACUGUACACAGAUUCAAAUAUCAGUCCGAUUAGCAAACGUUUGGUCACCUAUCAGUUGCCAUAUGAACCAAAGAAAUGGAUAAAAUUGGCAUUUAAAGUUAUGAGCGACAAGGUGGUAUUCUAUUACAAUUGCGAAGAGAGGGAGACGACAUCGAUUGUAAGAGAUCCAUUGGAAUUGGUAUUUGCCUCAUCAUCCACUUUGUAUUUGGCUCAAGCUGGGCCGAAAUUGGGUGGCAACAUGGAGGGAUUUUUACAAAAACUCAAUGUUUAUGGUAACCCAGAAGCUUUAUCCAUAACUUGUAUACCUCAGCCCAAGGAAACGGACUUUUUAUCACAAGAUUAUAAUGAUGUUGAUUUUAGUAACUUAGCUUCGAGAAAACCAAAUCGGGGUUUUAAGUUUCCCAGUUUAGAAGAAGCAUCCGGUGAUUAUUCAGAUUAUUUUAGUUGGGACAAAGCGACAAGCAUAUACGAUGGCAGUGGUAUGCCGCCACAGCAAACGCAAUAUCAACAUGAAAGACCUUAUCGUACUAUAAAAGGUGAAAAAGGUGAUCGUGGACCCAAGGGACCACCUGGUGAUAGCAUACGUGGUCCCCCGGGACCACCAGGUCCUGCUGGUCCUAAGGGUGAACCAGGAUCAUUUCCGCCUUUUAUCGAUUUUGCGAGUAAUCCGGAAGCGAAAUACACUGGCAAAUGUACAUGUAAUGCGUCUGAUAUCCUAGAAGCUAUCAAAGAAAACGAUUUGCUGCGCGAAACUAUACGAGGGCCACCAGGACUACCGGGUAAAGAGGGUAAAACUGGAGCUCCUGGACGAACGGUUACAAUAACCGAAAAGGGUGCUACUGGGGUGCCAGGUGAACGCGGUGCCCCCGGUCCCAAAGGUGACCGCGGCGAUAGGGGCGAUCCUGGUCCUCGUGGUCCCGAAGGUCUACAGGGUCAGAAGGGUGAACCAGGUGUCGACGGUAUGCCUGGUGUUGUGGGUCCUCCUGGACCGCCAGGACCACCUGGUUUGCCGGAGAAUUAUGAUGAAUCGUUAAUGGGCAACUCAAUGGGAUCAUUACGCAGCAGUUCACCUGGACCCAAGGGCGAACCAGGCAUUAAAGGUGAAAUUGGUCGACCAGGUGAAAGAGGUCAACCGGGGCAGAAAGGUGAACGUGGAGACCCAGGAAUGAGUGGUGAAAAAGGCGAUAGGGGUCAUACCGGACCACAUGGUCCUGCUGGAGCUAAAGGCGAACCAGGACAGCCGGGUAUACCCGGCAUUAGCGGCUCUCCCGGAGCUCCUGGCUUGAAAGGCGAUCGUGGUCUACCCGGCGAGAUUGGCCCACUGGGGCCACCCGGACCACCAGGACAAAUUGUUUAUGCGGAUACACCAUAUGGAUUACAAAAUACGACACAGUGUACUUGCCCGGCUGGUCCGCCUGGUCCAAUGGGUCCACGAGGUCCUGCUGGCUAUGAUGGUGCACCCGGUUUGAACGGUGAGCCUGGUCCAGCUGGAUCAAUCGGUUUGACCGGCCUGCCUGGCAGUAAGGGCGACAAAGGCGAAAAAGGUUUGCGUGGCUUGACUGGACCGAAAGGUGAUCGAGGACCAGAAGGUCCGCCUGGACAGGCCUUUUUCGCUGGUGGUUUCGAAGGCAUGGCAAUGAAUGGCACCAAGGGUGAAAAGGGUGAUAAAGGUAUGCGUGGUCGUCGCGGCAAACCGGGAACAGCUGGACCAAUCGGACCUCCGGGCAAACCAGGUAUUAUGGGCGAAAUGGGACAUGCGGGACGACCCGGAGUACCCGGACCGAAAGGUGAUUUGGGGCCGAAAGGAGCCAAAGGCGAACCAGGCGGACGAGAAGGUCCUAAAGGAGAAAAAGGAGAUCGUGGUACCGAUGGUCGUGAUGGCAAGCCUGGUCCACCAGGUUUACCCGCAGCAUCUGGAGAAGGUGUACAAUAUGUUCCUAUGCCAGGACCACCUGGUCCUCCCGGCCCUCCUGGACCACCCGGCCUGCCGGGACUUUCAAUAUCUGGACCAAAAGGUGAACCCGGCGUCGAUUCUAGAAGUGGCUAUUAUGGUGAUGCUUCAUAUUAUGGUCGACCAGGACCACCAGGCCCACCCGGACCACCUGGCUCGUCAGCCGGUAGCAGUUCCAGCCGCCAUCACGAUCGUGAAGAGGAUGAGGAAACACCUUAUUUUUCUGCAUCUUCUUGGAAUAUGCGUAUCGUUCCUGGAGCUGUUACCUUUCCCAACAUUGAUGAAAUGACAAAGAGAUCUGCCAUGAAUCCACCGGGCACUUUGGCUUACAUUACCGAAGAGGAAGCUUUGUUGGUCCGAGUCAAUAAAGGCUGGCAGUAUAUAGCGCUUGGCACAUUGGUACCCAUUGCAACGCCACCCCCACCGACCACUAUGGCACCUCCGGUGCGUGUGGAUAUACAAUCUUCCAAUUUAUUAAAUAAUUUACCACCUCUACUCAAUACACCAACGUUUACUACGGCUCCAGAAUAUGAAACGUGGUAUCCACGAAUGUUAAGAAUUGCUGCCUUGAAUGAGCCAUACAUUGGUGAUCUACAAGGUAUACGAGGAGCUGAUUUUGCCUGUUAUCGUCAAGGUAGAAGGGCAGGUCUUUUGGGCACAUUUAAGGCUUUCCUAUCCUCGAGGGUUCAAAAUCUAGAUUCAAUUGUACGUGUCGCAGACCGUGAUCUGCCGGUGGUGAAUACAAGAGGUGAUGUCCUCUUUAAUUCGUGGAAGGGCAUAUUUAAUGGCCAGGGAGGUUUCUUUUCGCAAGCGCCACGUAUCUACAGUUUUAGCGGCAAAAACGUUCUGACAGAUCCCUUAUGGCCACAAAAACAUGUCUGGCAUGGCGCUUUACCCAAUGGCGAACGUUCGAUUGACACAUAUUGUGAUGCCUGGCAUAGUGGAGCAAGAGACAAAAUUGGCUAUGCCAGCAAUUUGUUGGGAAACAAAUUAUUGGAUCAGGAGCGACUAACGUGCGAUAGCAAAUUAAUAGUACUUUGUGUAGAAGCACUUUCGCAGGAUCGACGGAAAAAACGAGAUUUGAGUGACAGCGAUCAAGAAUUUUACACGGCUGAGGAGUACGAAGAACAUCUAAGAAGUGUACUGACUUGAAAUUAAACUUCUCAAAUCGUCUUGUCAUAAUAUAACUUCCACAGUCACAACAAGAAUCAUCAACAUUCAACCAGACUUUCAAACAUCACCGCAAAUUUGUCAACAUUUAUUGAAUCCAGCUAGAGAGAAACUAAUCAGUAAUUAAAAAAAAACAGUUUUUACAGACUUCCGUAAAAUGAAAUGAAUUCAGUUUUGCCAUACAUUUAUCAAUUAUACUUUAAGUUCAAUUUAUUUUGUAAGUCUUUGUUUGACCAUAUCAGACCUCUAUGUCCUGUUUUAGCUGAUCAUAAUUAAAACCAAAAUACAUGCACGUUUCAUUUGUACCCCCUCGUAAUUAAGUUGCAUAGUUUUUACAAAUUUAUAUAAUACUUAUAAAAAUACACAAGAAAUGCAAAAAAAAAAAAAACAAUAAUUAUAAAUAAAAAUAAUUAUAUAAUACUUAUAAAAAUACACAAGAAAUGCAAAAAAAAUAACAAUAAUUAUAAAUAAAAAUAAAAAUGUGAGAAAAUGAAGUAAAUGUAAGCAAACAGAUAUUUUUUAACACAAAUAACAAAAACAGAAUAAUACAUCUGAAAUAAGUAAGAAUAUAUAAAAAAAAGAAUCACAUUUUUGUAUAUAUUGUAAUAUUAUAACAAAUGAAAUGGUCACGGCCACACACUAAACUUAUAUCGAACAACCAACAAUUUUCCACUAUAUGUUGAACGUUAAUAUGUAAUUAAAAGAACAGGAGUAAAUAAAUAAACAAUAAAAAAUUAUGAUAUUUUCAAAUUGGCAAACACAUAUACACGA